AUGAGUUCUCUAGCUGGCCAAUCAAGUGCUCGUAUGGCUGGUGGCCAUUGUUACACUGCGGCCCAGACUUCUGCCCUUAUGGUUGCACCUUCCAACCAAGUUCGUUGUGCUAGUGCGAAGCAGGGGCAAUUGAAAAUGUUGCAUGGUGCCUUGGCAGGCAUUAAGGAGGAGGUUCAUGUUUCAGAGGUGGAUCGCCAAUCAGGUGAGGCCCUUGGAUUUGAAAAGGGGAAACAACUGGGUGGUUUCUCUACAAGUUUCGGAGAACCUGAAGUCCCAAAUCCUAGCCGUGUUGCAAGAAGGGCUGAAGAGGUGGAUGUUGCUCUAUCGUCCCUAGCUGAGACAAAUUUUGCGGGCCUCUUUUGCUUGGGGAAGCUUGACCAUGACAACUUUCACCAAUUUUGUGGUAUGUCGAAACUGAAAGAUUCUUCCUCAGACUCUGAGGGCUGA
Molecule: messenger RNA, 447 nt
Organism: Lactuca saligna
Lineage: Eukaryota; Viridiplantae; Streptophyta; Magnoliopsida; Asterales; Asteraceae
Source: the annotation of a GenBank genome assembly